Molecule: messenger RNA, 1300 nt
Organism: Mesoplodon densirostris (Blainville's beaked whale)
Lineage: Eukaryota; Metazoa; Chordata; Mammalia; Artiodactyla; Ziphiidae
Gene: AP1S1
Product: adaptor related protein complex 1 subunit sigma 1
Exons: 5
Coding region: 96-572 (158 amino acids)
Biological process (GO): vesicle-mediated transport; intracellular protein transport
Cellular component (GO): membrane coat; AP-1 adaptor complex; intracellular membrane-bounded organelle
Molecular function (GO): clathrin-cargo adaptor activity
Source: RefSeq, a predicted model, not a curated record
GCGAGAGGGAGGGAAGGAGGCGAAAGGAUAAGAAAGGGAGUGGAGCUGGCGCCUACGGUGGCCGAAGAGGGACGCGCAAAGCCGGAGGCUGCAGGAUGAUGCGAUUUAUGCUGCUGUUCAGCCGGCAGGGGAAGCUGCGGCUACAAAAAUGGUACCUGGCCACCUCAGACAAGGAGCGAAAGAAGAUGGUUCGUGAGCUCAUGCAGGUCGUUCUGGCUCGCAAGCCCAAGAUGUGCAGCUUCCUGGAGUGGAGGGACCUCAAAGUUGUCUAUAAGAGAUAUGCCAGCCUCUACUUCUGCUGUGCCAUCGAGGGCCAAGAUAAUGAGCUGAUCACGCUGGAGCUGAUCCACCGGUAUGUGGAGCUCCUGGACAAAUACUUCGGCAGCGUUUGUGAGCUGGACAUCAUCUUCAACUUUGAGAAGGCCUACUUCAUCUUGGAUGAGUUUUUGAUGGGGGGCGACGUCCAGGACACCUCCAAGAAGAGUGUGCUGAAGGCUAUCGAGCAGGCGGACCUACUGCAGGAGGAGGAUGAGUCGCCGCGCAGUGUGCUGGAGGAGAUGGGUCUGGCCUAGCCUCCACCUGGGGCCGCGUGGAGAUGUGGGGAGCUGGCGGAGAGGCGGCGCAUCGGUGGCCCUUUUCUUGGUGGGACCCAGCUGUCCCUCGUCUGCUGCUUCACCUUCUUUUGCAGUGAGCUGUGGGCUCAGGACCCUCAAACAUUCCCUCCCUCCACCCCCUACCUCCUGUUUCCCCUUUCCCACUGAAGGUUUUAGGACCUAGGAGGCAGGAAAAUGUGACCAAGUCGGGGGUGCUAUUUGGCUUUCAUCCCCUGCCUUUGAAGAACUAAUGUCACCCCAAACUCCCCCCCACCCUUAUAACUGUAAAUAUAUAAAUAUGUCAGGUUAAAGGGAAAAGGUUUUCAGGGCUCUUCUCUUCUCCCUGCCCCAUAACCUACCUCCAGCCCUCCCCGCAGCCAGCCAGGGCAGCUUCUCUGCCUGGGAGGGGUACCUCCGUGUCUCCAGAGGGAAGUCCUUUUCCCUCAUCUGUCUCCUCCCCUUCCUUCUUGGCUGCAGUGGGGCCUCCGUUCAGUUCCAGGGGAGGAGCAACAUAGUUAAUUUUUUUCUAACCUUGCUACUUUGAGGGAAGGGAGGGCUGGGGGAAGGGUAGGCUUUACAGAAGACUGGGCCCUGUCCCUCCUUCACUCCCGAGUUCCCGGUGAGGCAGGAGCUAAGUGGGUGGGGUGGGGAAAGUGUCCGAUUUCUUUUUUCUUUUCCUCCAAAAUAAAAGGAAAAGCAUUUCUGGA